Messenger RNA from Caenorhabditis remanei, 630 nucleotides. RefSeq lists its product as uncharacterized. The transcript is spliced from 2 exons. NCBI's taxonomy places the organism in Eukaryota, Metazoa, Nematoda, Chromadorea, Rhabditida, Rhabditidae. The record is from RefSeq and is a predicted model, not a curated record. Bases 1 to 630 code for a protein of 209 amino acids.
AUGUGGCGUGACUGGUCGCAACCUCCUGGGGCUCCGGUCUCUCCAUCGGCUCCAUUGUCUCCGUUGGCUCCUGGCUGUCCUGGGGCUCCAGCAGAUCCGUUGUCUCCGGCUGGUCCUUGUGGUCCUUGGGAUCCUGGGUUUCCUGGGGCUCCUGGGGAUCCGGCUGGUCCAGCUGGUCCGUCUGGUCCUGGGGCUCCUGGGGCUCCGGCUGGGCCUGGAACCUCGACAACCUUUCCUGGGGCUCCUGGAGCUCCGGCGUUUCCUGGGUGUCCGUCUUGUCCAGCUUGUCCUGGGGCUCCUGGUCCUCCAGCGUUUCCGUUGUUUCCUGGGGCUCCUGGUUGUCCAUCGGAUCCUGGGUUUCCGUUUGGUCCCUUUGGUCCGGCUGGUCCUGCUGGUCCGGCUGGUCCGGCUGGACAGUCGAAGCAGAACUCGUGGUGUGGGGCUGGGGUGGCGGCUGGUCCGUCUGGUCCGUCAUUUCCUGGGGCUCCUGGUUGUCCAUCAGAUCCAUCUUCUCCGUCUGGUCCUGGUUGUCCUGGUGGUCCAGCAGCAGAAACUCCGCAUCCGCAGCAUCCUCCUUGGUGUCCGCUGAAGGAAGAUCCCUCAACUCCUGCGCUCUCGUAUCCAGCUUGA